CCUAGUCUGCUAUUUAUAUUUUUCGGGGCUGUCUAUUUGCCACCACAAACCGAUGCUGGCACUAAGACCACACUCAACGAGCUGUAUAGGGCCAUAAACAAACAAGGAACAGCACUCCUAGUGGCCAGUGAUUUUAAUAUACUUAUAUUUUUUGGUCAUUUAGCAGACGUUCUUAUCCAGAGCGACAUACAGGAGCAAUUAGGGUUAAGUGCCUUACUCAAGGGCACAUUGGUAGAUUUUCACCUAGUUGGCUCAGAAAUUCUAACCAGCAACCUUUCGGUUACUUGACCAACGCUCCUAACUGAUAGGUUACCUAAUGCAGGAAAACUGAAAUCCGUUUUAACUCAUUUCUACCAGCAUGUCACCUGUGCUACUGGAGGAGACAAAACUCUAGAUCACUUUUUCUCCAUACAUAAACGCAUACAAAGCUCUCCCUUGCCCUCCAUUUGGCAAAUCUGAUCAUCACUGUAUCCUCCUGAUUCUUGCUUGCAAGCAAAAAUUCUGAAGUAUGAAUGACAGCUCAAUACGGAAGUGGUCCGAUGAAGCGGACGCUAAGCUACAGGACUGUUUCACUAGCACUGACUGGAAUAUGUUCCAGGAUUCAUCUGAUUACAUUGAGGAGUUUACCACAUCAGUUACCUGCUUCAUUAAUAAGUGCAUCGAUGAUGUCAUCCCCACAGUGACUGUACGUACAUGUCGCAACCAUAAGCCAUAGAUUACAGGCAAUAUCUGCACUGAGCUAAAGGCUAGAGAUGUUGCUUUCAAGUAGUGGGACACUAAUCCAGACUCUUACAAGAUAUCCCACUAUGACCUCCGACAAGCCAUCAAACAGGCAAAGCAUCAUUACAGGACUAAGAUGUAAUCGUUCUAUGCCGGCUCUAAUGCUCAUCGGAUGUGGCAAGACUUCUAAACUAUCAUGGAUUACAAAGGGAAACCCAGCCACAAGCUUCCCAGUGACUUGAGCCCACCAGACGAGCUAAAUGUCUUCUAUGCUCACAUCGAGGCAAGCAACACUGAACCAUACAUGAGAGCAGCAGCUGUUCCGGACGACUGUGUGAUCACACUCUCCGUAGCCAAUUCCUUUACCCAUCAACUGUUCGAGUGAAGAGAGGGAUGGCAUCAAUGGUGAACCCCACUUUUCAGAACUCCAUAGAGGAUGUCAAUUUACUAUUUGAGAUCCUGCUGGCUGGCCUGCAGUUUGGAGACGAGCACACUCUGUUCUCCGUGCAGGACGAGGAGUUGGCCUCCCUGCGGAAGACCAAAAAGCUGGAAGUCAUCUGCGAGGACAUCCUGCCCAAAACACUCUCUGAUAUCCGUCGCCUGACCUCUGACCUUUCCAAUCACAUGGGCCACCUGCGCCUGGAGGACUUUGAGCGCACUGUGCUGACCAUGGUGUACACCGCUCAGCGGCUGGCCAAUGCUACCACAGACCAGCAAAGAGACUUGUGGGCAGAGUCCUUUGUCAGUUUGUACAGAGCUAUCAAGCUGGACCUGACAGCUGAGAACGACCUCACAGCUAAAUGAUAUUGCAAUGUUGGGGAUUGAUACUGCCUUUAUUUCCAGGUCUCUAUUGGAGAAGGAAUUUCUCUCAUUUUCUAUUAUUCAUUAUAGAUACGAUGUUUCAGCAUGAUAUUCUUGGCAACCCUUGAGUACUAUCGUAUCACAUGGACUUAAAAUUAAAGUUUCUGAGAUAUACUUUAAUCCUAUUGCUGUUUUUAUAUGCAUUGGGACAAAACAUUUCUUUGAUUUAUUUCAAACUUUUUAAAAUGUUUAUUACUAGUGUUACCCUGAACCAACUUGGAAAUGCAGAGAAAUCAGUAUGAUUAUAUUCAUUUUAAAAAUCAAGAUUUUUCUUUAAAAAGCACCAAUUUUUGUAAAAUUCGCAUACAGUUCUUAUACAUUGUGUUAUCAUUAAAUACAAGAUCCACUGAAAAGAAAAAAAUAUUAACAAUGUACAACAUUUCCAAGCAAAAAUGUAUUCACACCCCAAAAAGCCAAAAGAUCCCUGCCAAAGGUUC
Messenger RNA from Oncorhynchus masou masou (cherry salmon), 2018 nucleotides. RefSeq names its product protein FAM180A-like. The transcript has 3 exons. NCBI's taxonomy places the organism in Eukaryota, Metazoa, Chordata, Actinopteri, Salmoniformes, Salmonidae. The coding region runs from base 1114 to 1524 and encodes 136 amino acids. The record is from RefSeq and is a predicted model, not a curated record.